This is a messenger RNA of Caenorhabditis remanei, 1857 nucleotides long. RefSeq lists its product as uncharacterized. Bases 1 to 1857 code for a protein of 618 amino acids. The transcript is spliced from 9 exons. Lineage: Eukaryota; Metazoa; Nematoda; Chromadorea; Rhabditida; Rhabditidae. The record is from RefSeq and is a predicted model, not a curated record.
AUGUCUCGUCGACGACAAAGUAAAAAGAAUUCAUCCUCUCGUGGUCGUCCAGCAAUUCCUCUUCCACAAGACCAAGCCGAUCCACAAGAUCAAAAAUCUGAUAGUAGAGGACCGCAAUCUAGUGAACCGAUCCGUGCAGAAACUGAAGGGACACCUUCAAAUUCCGUCGCUUCUUCAAAAGGAUAUUUAUAUCGUUUUAUCAACGGAGUGUAUAAUUUUGCUUUCGGAAAGAAAGCUGAUGAACAAGGAAGUACGUCCUUAGAAAAACAUGUUUCCCUCCGUCAAGUUUCUGCCCCAUCUUCGGCAAACAAUGUGGAUUCUAUGGAAGAUGCUCCAGGACCAUCUGGAUUCGUUGGAUUCAAUCAUGACAUGAAGAUGGAGAACACACCGGUUCGACCAUCUCUGAUGGAAAUUCAAGUCAAUGUCAAUCAGAAAAAUGGACGUGUCACUAGAACUCCUCGCUCUCAAAAUGCGUUGCCACCUCGAAAAGGCACCAAGCGAGCUCGCCAAUCACCGUGUCCAGGAUCUUCUCCGGAUGAAAACAGUACGCCAGCGCAAGUCAAAAGGUCGCGAAGAGAAAUGCGUCCAAUGGACAAUGACGGUGAUGAAGUUGAGCCAAUGCAAGUUGAGGAGAAAGGUCUGGAAAUUCGCCGAAAACUGCGAAUCCGAAACGCCCAAGGCAGGUGUCUCAAGCAGGAGGAGAUUAUUCAACAGAAGAAGAUCGAAAUGAUGAGGUGCCAAGUAGGAGACACAUACCAGGCCGUCAUCCAACCACUCCUGAGAACCAAUCCAACACUAGAGUAUGAUGAUGAUGUAGAACGCGAAGAGCUGAUCUGGGAGCCACAGGAGUCUGGAGCCCUGAUUGAACUGAAGAAAGAAGCCGAGGAAAAAAAUAAUCACAAAAUGAUCCGGAAUGUGUACUUCCGCGCAAUCUGGAGACAGUUUGGUGGCCACAUACUCUUCGAAGAGGCUCUCUUGCAUUUGAUGAAAAAUGGGUAUGAUUUGGCGGUCAGUUUGGAGACAGUUGACCAAUUGCUGAAGGAGAAGGCUCUGAUCAUUAAACAUGCUCGAGUUGCCCAAGUCGGCAACCUGGCCAAGUACGGCGUGAACGAGAUGAUCUCUUUGAAACAGUUGCAAAAAAAAGCGUUGCCGAACUUCACUCUUUCUGAAGUCACAGCCUACCAUUUCCAAUACAUGAAACAUUAUAUGUUCAUGGAUCAAUGGGAUGGUUUAUGCCAGUGCUGGGAUGAUCUCUGCCAGCUCGAAAAGUUUGAAAGCAGAGUGGGCUGCGCCAACUGCACCAAGCAUCGGCGAACUCGAAUCAAAGGGCAAGGUUUAUGUCUGAUAUGCAAGACACACAAGAGACUCACAAAACGAAUGAGGCCAGCAGCCAACGUUUUCUUCACACUUCAAGAAGAAGAACAACUGGAGAAAUGGGAGAGAAAGGAAAGAAUUGCUGGAAAAGCGCUCAACAGAGUCGAAUUUGAGCGUUUGAUGGAAAAGGACAAUGAGGAAAGACUGAGAAAGUUGGAAAUCACGGAUGAGGAGCAGGAAAUUAUGAAAUCAAUGGAUCGAAGAACGAAGAAGCUGUAUGAAGGAAUGACUGUGAGAGAAAAGGGAGAUUGGUUGGUUAAGCAACUCGCACCUUUCAAGCUGCCACAGAUGUGGGCGUGUUAUUGUAACUGGACAAGAAUAAAGGCACAAAUCAUCAAAGAGCAAGAUCUGGAACUAGUUGAACAUCCAGAACCCUUGUUCGUGUUCAAGUUCUUUGAAAACUUCAAUCCCUGGGUAGCUGGCUGGAAACCAAAUAAGAAGACUAACCAGAAAGGAGGAAAAUCAGAAAAUGUUGAAAAAUAG